AAGGAGUUCAAUCUCGAUGAUUCCAGAAUAGAGAGAUUUGAUUGUAUGAGAAUUGUUCGUUACACACAUACAUAUACAUAUACGCUUUCGCGCGUAUGGUACAGAUCAGUAUAUACCGUGUUCUUUGUAAACUGAAAGCGGAUCGAAGAAGCUGCAACGUGCUAUCGGCGUUGAAGAGUACUACUUUGUGUCUUUGAAAGACCCAUCAAUAAGAGAAGUGGACCUAUAAAGUUUAAGAGAAAUAAACUGCAGAAUAGCAAAACGAUACGUUCUUGCGCUUAGCGAGAGGUUAGAAAUUCGCAGCACAGUAAGCACGGUUUGUUUACGAAGAGAUGGCAGAGAAUUUUGGAAGGGAAACGCCAUCGGCUUACAACGAAGAAAGCAAGACUGCAGGUCAACCGUUGUCGGACUUUCUGUUGCAAUUAGAAGAUUAUACACCCACGGUACCUGAUUCCAUCAGCGAGCAUUACUUGCAUACAGCUGGUUUCAACACUACAGAUCCUAGAAUAGUACGUCUGGUAUCUCUAGCAGCACAAAAAUUUAUCUCGGAGAUUGCCAAUGAUGCGCUGCAACACUGCAAAACGCGUGGUGCCAAUCAAAACGCAAAGACAAAAGGGAAAGAUCGACGUUAUACAUUGACAAUGGAAGAUUUGACACCAGCAGUUGCAGAAUAUGGAAUAAUAGUGAAGAAACCACAUUAUUUUGUUUGAAAAUUUGAAAACUAUCAAUGUAAUUGAAUAUGUUUAUUUUGUGAAUGUUUUUUUACAAAGCAUUAUAUUGAUGGCACCGAUAUAAAGUAACUGCAUUUGGGUGCAAAAGUCUUUCAUAAACUAAAUGAGAGAGAGAAUUGGAUAUAUAAUAAAACUGUAUGAAUAGUGUUCUGAAAGAGAGUUACUAUUAUAAUAUAUUUUAUUGGUGACUUUAUUGGUUAGUAUAUAUGUUAAUCAUUUGGCUAUAUUAUUGCUAAUGUUUUUGUAAAGAUUUAAGGAUGUAUUUAAUAAAUGUAAUGUGUGUGUAGUAAAAA
Messenger RNA from Formica exsecta, 1024 nucleotides. RefSeq names its product transcription initiation factor TFIID subunit 10-like. The record is from RefSeq and is a predicted model, not a curated record. Gene Ontology annotation, molecular function: promoter-specific chromatin binding; RNA polymerase II general transcription initiation factor activity. Lineage: Eukaryota; Metazoa; Arthropoda; Insecta; Hymenoptera; Formicidae. Bases 333 to 710 code for a protein of 125 amino acids. The transcript is spliced from 3 exons. Gene Ontology annotation, biological process: transcription initiation at RNA polymerase II promoter. Gene Ontology annotation, cellular component: SAGA complex; transcription factor TFIID complex; nucleus.